Messenger RNA from Morus notabilis, 279 nucleotides. RefSeq names its product histone H2AX-like. Bases 15 to 239 code for a protein of 74 amino acids. Gene Ontology annotation, molecular function: structural constituent of chromatin; DNA binding; protein heterodimerization activity. Gene Ontology annotation, cellular component: nucleosome. Lineage: Eukaryota; Viridiplantae; Streptophyta; Magnoliopsida; Rosales; Moraceae. The record is from RefSeq and is a predicted model, not a curated record. The transcript has 2 exons.
CUUCACAACUUCACAUGGUAUUGGAGCUUGCAGGGAACGCCGCGGGAGAUAACAAGAAGAAUCGCAUAGUGCCGAGGCACAUCCAGCUUGCGGUGAAAAACGACAAGGAGUUGAGCAAGCUUUUGGGGUCGGUGACCAUUGUCAGUGGCGGAGUUUUGCCCAACAUCCACCAAACUCUUUUGCCUAAGAAGGUGGGCAAAGGAAAGGGCGAUAUAGAUUCUGCUUCUCAAGAGUUUUAGGGCUCCCUAGUUUUUUUUGUCAUCACUAUACAAUGUAAUG